GGCAGUGAGAAAGGCAUGCAGUUCCAGCUGAAUUGUGUACAGCAAGCAACUAGAGCAACAAUGAACUCGUUUGCACUUUCGGUCUUCGUGCUGGCGGUAGGCGCCGUCUCGGUGUCGGCCAGUCUGCAGCACUACGUUGUGGAGAAGAGCUUCAACCAGGCACAGGCUGAGUGCGCCGAGUACCAAGGCGUUCACGAUGACGAUCUGCUGCGCUACGUCAAGGAAGGCUAUCCCGAUGUGGAGGAGGUUCGCUGUCUGCUGCGUUGCGUUGCCUUCAACCUGCGCUUCUGGAAUCACACCACCGGUCUGCAGAAGCACAUGGUUGCCGGACAUUUCGUGCCGUACCCGGAUGACUUCCACAACGUCGAGCGCACGGAAGCGUGUCUGGCGGAGAACCUGUACACCUGCGACGAUGACCUCUGCACCCAGGUGUACAAGGCGUUCCAAUGCUACUACCAGUACUACGGUGCCUUGAGCGAGUGCCCGCAGUUCGUGGUCAACUCCUACCUUGAGGAUCUGCAGGUCGCCUACGAUCUGUUCGGUAUGCUGGCUGUCUCGCAGUCCACCCUGCAGAGCCUGGCUGGAGGAUGCUUCCCGAGCGGCGAGGAGUCGCUGUGCUUCUUCUACUCGUUCGUGACCCGCACUGGACUGUACAGCGUGGAGGAUGGCGCGAAGCUGGAGCGUCUCUACUACCAGUACAAGGAGGAGGUGUUCAACCCGAACAACGCCCAGACGGUCGCCUGUCUGCAGAACCAGAAGAAACUGGCUUGCAAGAAGAGCACCUGCCAACAGGCCUACGAUACGUUCCAGAACUGCUUCGGCGAGUCGCGUGGUCUGGAGUACCUGCUCCACACCGUGUUCGUCGACGCUGCCAAGGCUUUCCUCGGCCAGCCCGUCUGCUACUGCAACAAGGUUAAGACGUGCCCGCUCCACAAGUGCUACGGACGUUAAGCAGCACCAACCAUGGGACUGAUCCUGAGCAAUUCAAUUCCUGUUGCUCAUUUGCACGAAUCAAUCAAUAAAUCAAAUAUUAUCAAUUGAA
Molecule: messenger RNA, 1042 nt
Organism: Anopheles arabiensis
Lineage: Eukaryota; Metazoa; Arthropoda; Insecta; Diptera; Culicidae
Product: general odorant-binding protein 45-like
Exons: 1
Coding region: 16-951 (311 amino acids)
Biological process (GO): sensory perception of smell
Molecular function (GO): odorant binding
Source: RefSeq, a predicted model, not a curated record